Molecule: messenger RNA, 1219 nt
Organism: Kockovaella imperatae
Lineage: Eukaryota; Fungi; Basidiomycota; Tremellomycetes; Tremellales; Cuniculitremaceae
Exons: 4
Coding region: 159-1130 (323 amino acids)
Source: RefSeq, a predicted model, not a curated record
GUGGGGAUGAAUCUGGCCCUUCGAUAAAAGAAGCAUACAGCCGUGGGGAUGAAUCUGGCCCUUCGAUAAAAGAAGCAUACAGCCAACCACCUCAGCACAGCUUUGUCUUCUGGAUCGGGUUUGGGUGGAUAGAGCCUGAUCUAGUGCAUCCGAGAUGGAUGACCCAAUCACAUAUUACGAGGUUGUAUGAAGUUCAGCUCAACGUCCAGCGACGAGAAGCUUCCAGGUUUCAGAAGCUAGGAAAAGAGUCGAGAGACAUCGGAGAUGGCAGGUACCUCAGAAUGGAGCCAGAUUUCUGGUCUCACACUUUCACCACUUCUUCUUUCGCUGACGAAGAGCUUCAGCAGGCUCUCCUCGGGCUUUGCGAUGCUGGUACCAGCUUUGACUACACCUCUGCAAUGGCCAAUCUAGAAUGCCUGCUGUGCUCUCGGCACCAUUGGAUACUGUCUCCGAGGGACACUGUAGCCUCUCGCACCACAACACUAUUCGAAGCUGUCUUUCGCAUCUACCUCUCAAAGCACGACGGACUCGAACCAGUCUCCAACCUGACGGAUGAGGUCGUCUGCGAAUUAGCACUGCCGGAGCUCUUGAUAAUGUUCAUCUACGGGAGUCCCCCCUCAAUGCCUCCGAUGCUGCUGAAUGUGGUCGAUGCAAUAUUCAAGGACAGUGACUUCCAUCAUCACUCAGCACUCCAUCAUGCUUUACGACUCCUGAGAGGAUUCCUCAUGUCAAGGAUGAGGAUGGAAGAUACAUGCCCCGCUCCUGUGUUUGCCCAAUGGCAGUUGAGACAAGUCGCUUUGUUCAGGUUAAACGGGAACAGACUCAGCUUGAACACUAUCGAUGUCCAUGCUCAGCUAGCAGACAUCACAUAUCCUCGCCCAGCAUUCUGGAGAAGGUGCUUACUGAAAGGGAUUCUGGGGACAGAGGAUCCACCGCUCCCGGUACGUGACUUGGCGACAGCAGUGAUGAUUGGAAACCGGGAAGAAGAGUUCAUCAAUGUCUCCAGUCUAUCUCGACCACCACUCGGCCUGGGAUCCGGGGAGCUGGACUACCCGUUUGAUAUUUCAGAUUCGUGGCAUGCGACACUAUGGGGGUUUGUGUACGUUUCGUUUAGAAGCUUCUGGGGAUGAGCAGAGCGUGUCGAACUUUUGCGUUUCUUUGAGGAGACUGUUCACACCAUUGUUGUAUCCUUGAGACUGUCCGUCUCUCUUAUCUCAGC